This is a messenger RNA of Pocillopora meandrina, 10454 nucleotides long. Lineage: Eukaryota; Metazoa; Cnidaria; Anthozoa; Scleractinia; Pocilloporidae. The record is from the annotation of a GenBank genome assembly.
AUGUUUGCUGCCUACGUCAUCAUAUUCCUGGCCUCGCUAUUAGGCAACUCCGUUAUCAUUCAUAUCAUUCGAGCAGAUAACUCCUUGAAGACCACAACAAAUCGUUUGAUAAUGACCCAAGCAUAUGCAGAUCUUUUAAUGACAUUCAUAGAGCUUCCGUUUUCUAUUUAUCACAGAAUAACGAAUAGUUUAUGGUUUGGAGGAGUUUUUGGUUUCAUUACUUGCAAGAUGACUCUGGCUGCUGUGUUUUCCGUACCACAAUUUUCAGUAUUGAUGCUUGUCAUGAUUGCAGUUGACCGUUUCUAUGCAGUACUUCUACCUUUGCGACAGUCACCUAUAUCAAAACAUUUGAAAAAAAUUAUUGCGAUUCUCUUGUUAUGGUCUUCUGCUUGGUCUCUUUCCUUUAUCAAUGCCAAGAACUUUAUAAAAGCCAAUAAAUCACAUUAUUGUGAUUUAUCACUUCUGUUUAAUAACUGGAAUGAAUUCAACAUUACUUCUCUUGUUUCAUGCAUUGUAGUACCUCUUUUGAUAAUAGUAAAUCUUUAUGCGGCUGUGUGCUGGAAACUGUGGUCUCGUAAAGUUCCAGGAGAAGGAGAACAUCAGAUCAAAGCUCAAAGAAUAGCAAAAAGAGUCACCCUAAUGAUGAUUGUGGUAGUAGUAUUAUACAUACUGUUCUGGUUUCCUUCGUUUGUAAUCGGCGUCUUGCAUUUUUUUAAAUAUGCGAAGUUGCGGGGAAAGUUACUUUUAUUAUUUAUGUGGCUACCAACUUCCUAUAGCGGCCUCAAUCCUUACGUUUAUCUCAUAUUCAGUCAAAACUUUCGCAAAAGCCUCAAAAAACUGUUCGGAAAUUUCUUGCGACCUUUAUAUCGUAUUUCUCAUCGCUCUCGUUCAGUAGAACUGCAGCAAAUCUAAAUUUCGUGCUCCAUUACAACUAUACGAGACCGGCGCUGCGAAACUUUUAGCAUCUAAUAUGUUAGUUAAAAAGAGAGUGAAAUAAAAUGAUAUGAUAACAAAGGUUUCGAUCUUUGCAUCCCCAGAUUUAUCACUUCAUAACAACUCGUGAAUACCAUCAGGUUUAAACCUUAUGCUUGCAUAGCCCUGCAUUCACAGGUUCUUUUUCAAAUGAGUUUCCAGCGAAAUGGCUUAUUUUACCCAUUGUAAUCAAACCAAGAUAAAAUUCCAAUUACACAUAUAAUAACUAUUAAAAAGUAUCCCAGUAGUAAAUAAAACAGAGUGGAUUAGACUGACUUACGGGGGAGCGAGUCGUGGUAAAUGGAGGUGGUUUUAAGUGGAUAGGGUUAAAUUAUGAUGGGUUGCAAUGAGGUAUUGGAGUCGGGUAAAUUAGCGUCGAUCGAGAUGUUGAUGCUUCAUUGGCCGUUUCUGUUUUUUUGUUUGUUUGUUUGUUUGUUUUUUUGGUUAACCUUGGGUUUUAACUCUUGUUUGAAAAUCUCGGCUCGUUUUGAACAUCAGAGUAUAGAACUUCAUCGAACUAAACAAGAAAUUUGUCGUGAUCUCGAGGAUAUUUAUCGCGAAGGUGAGUGAUAAGCUGUUCAAGCAAUUUUCACUCGGUCACUUCUCUUCAGACGAGAUUUCCUGAGGUUAAGAAGAAACAUUUGGAUAUCUUUUGCUCCAAAACUAAGGGUAACUUCGGCAACAUUAACAUCGUGUAGCGAAUAUAUCUGCAGUCGUGUUUGGAUAACUUUCAAGUAGCUAAGACAUCGUGUAGAAAACCUCUUGCAAAUUUACAAAGUUUAAAACUGAAAUGAAUAUCUCUUUCUGGGAGGUUACUAUACUACAGCUGUCACUGCUAGAUAGCGAAAUUCAAGUGAAAUAAACUUUAAGUUAGGGAGAGUAAGUCAACAGAACAGAAGAACGAAACCUUUCUUCUUGGGUUCAAUAUUAAAAAAACUGAUUAUCAUUCAGGAAAGGAGAUGAACGAAUGUACGGAGGAUUCGUCAACAAGGAAUCUACGAAUGACCCGAUAAGGUGCCUGGAGAAAUAAUGAAAAUGCUGUUAUUGACGCCCAAAACGAGAGCAAGUAUAAGGUCAAGACACAUUCUCAUUCCAUUAAUUAAGAUGGGGCUCAUUGUUCAAAGCAUAAACAUAGAAAAUUUUAAAUUUUAAUGGAAAUUCACAAACAUCUACAACUCAUUUGAUGAUCUCAUUAUUUUUAUGAUGAUGUUUUGAUUUAAAAAAAUGUUUCCGCGGCUCUUUUGAUGUAUUCAGGCGCAUGAGAGAAAUGAAAUACAAAUAAAUAUCAAACAUACAUAAAAAAUACCACUUUAAAAAUUAUUUUUCCGAACACCUGAACAAAGCAGCGACUAAGCAAGUGGCUCAAACGGAUUCUGAAGUCCCUACAAUCCAGAUAUCGGAAAAAAAAUAAGAACAAGAAAACAACAUGGAAAAUAACUACAAAAAGAGUUUCUAAAAUCAACUCAGAGAAAAGGACCAUGUUGACUAAUCGAUCAAACUUCAACUUCAACUCUAUCCUAACGAGCACCAAAGAAACGGUAGAGACGGAUUUUCAUGUAAUUAUUCUAACAUACUUUGUAUACGGGACAAUAUUUCUAGUGUCGUUAGUUGGAAAUUCUUUCCUUAUACACAUUAUACGAACAGUCCUUUCCAUGAAGACUGCAAUCAAUUACUUGAUUUUAAACCAAGCUUGCGCUGAUCUUCUCAUUCCAUUCAUGCAUUUGAUGGAUAAUCUUCGUAACAGUUCUUAUCAUGGAUUGUGGUUUGGAGGAAACAUGGGUCACAUUACUUGCAAGUUAUAUCUUGCAAGCUUUUAUGUCCUCACAUCUUUUUCUAUUUUUCUACUCGUUGCAAUUGCUGUCGAUCGCUUCUACGCUGUAUUUCGACCUUUGGAUAGGACGCCCAUUUCUCGAAACAUAAAGAGAGUAUUUCUGAUAUUGUGGACAUGUUCGCUAAUUAGUCCUACAACCGUUUUUAUUAACCGGCACCUAGAGACUAGGAAUAACUCUUACUUCUGCCAUUCGAAAAAGUUUCUAAGAUUUUAUGAAGGGAAAGAAUUUAAAGUCAUAUCAUUAACCCUUGGCGUUGUCAUCCCUCUAACGCUUUUGGCUAUUAUAUACGCGAGAAUAUGCAUAAAGCUAUGGUCACGACAGGCACCCGGAGAAGGAGCCAGUCAAAAUCAACGCCAGCUCCAAAUUAUAGCAACAGCAAGAAAGGUUACCCUGAUGAUGAUCGCAAUCGUUGUUUUAUUCAUUAUUUGCUGGGUUCCUUAUUAUAUAUCGAUGGCACUGAUAUAUCUUGGCCUUGUGAAAGACAAGGCAGUUUUAUUUUCAGUUUUGUUAACGGUCUCUUACAGUGGCAUUAAUCCUUACGUUUAUUUCGCCUUGAGUGCAAAUUUUAGAAAUGGAUUGAAACAUUUGUGUGGAAAUAUUCGUGUUUUUCCCUUUAGAUCCGAGAGUAUGGAGCUUCAAAAAAUUUAACAUUAAUAUAUAUAUAUAAAUUAAUUCAAACACUUAGAUUUAGUAAUGGGAAAUAAAGGAUUGGAUAGCAGUGUAUUCCUUUUUCGAAUAACGAUUUUUCGACGAUAAAAUCCUGGCGGAGAACCUUGUAAGAAAAAAAGGAGGUGUAUAAUUGCUAGCUAAUUGCCGGCUAAGGCUCUAUCUUCUUAGUAUAAACAGCGGAGUCAAAGCUGCUUGGCUCUUUGGUUGGGAUGGACAACACUGAUAAAUUUUAUUUAAAAAGGCUGGCGCACGAGGACCGGAAAGGUUUACAAUUCACCUCAUUUAAAUGUCAACGAUAGAUGGUCAAAUUCAAUUGAAAUAUACUUCCAUCCGUAGAUGACAAACAAACACGACAAAAGAUUAGAUGCCACCCUGUCAUGGUCAAUAUCCUAUUGUGCCUAAUUUUAUUUUCAUUUGAGAUAAAAAUUGAACGCAAGCAAGUUCAUCCAAGAUACGCAUCCACUGGAAUUUUUAAAAAUAAGUGGUAUAUUCAGUGUAUAGUGUAUAGUCCGCUGACUUCGACUCAAUAGAAAAGAAUAAAAGUGUCCUCAUACAGAGGACUUUACAUGGAAAAUAAAAGGAAAAAGAUUCAUUUUAAGAUUAUUUUCAUUUAACACUGAAAUGUCAACACCUACUGUGACUCAUCUGAUGACUUUCUGAUAAUAUUACCAGAGUCUUAAUAUUACCAAGAUGAUAUAUAAAUAAACACAACUUCGCCGCGGCUUCGUUUCAGAGAAGAAUUAAAGUAAUCAACCUUAAUUUUCAAAUGCAAAUUUUGCUUUAAAAAUCACACCUGCUACAUUCCCCUCUGUCAUUUUUUUCUUGCUCAGAAGCAGAGAGGUUUGUUUUCAACAAUGUUUACAUUGUAGUAACUUAAAGUUUCUCACUGGAUUCCCAAAUUCUCAAAAUUCCAUUUUUGAAAGAAAAGCGGCAGGCUUGAAGAAGCGGACACGAUGUCUAAUAACAAAAGCAACGACUUCAAAGUCGACUCUACCUUAAAAAACAAGAGCGGAACACUAAGCAUCAAGUUUGACAUGUAUGUAGUUCCUUUGAUGUACGUUGGAUAUGGCAUUAUAUUUCUGGUAUCACUGUUUGGAAACUCUCUCAUUAUACACAUAAUACGAACUAAUAGCACGAUGAAGACAGCAAUAAACUACUUGGUCUUAAACCAAGCUUGCGCUGAUCUUUUCUUCACAAUCAUGUGCUUCCUUAAUGUUAUUCGUGAGACUUCAUAUCAAGGAUUGUGGUUUGGAGGAAAUAUAGGAAACAUCACUUGCAAGCUAUUUCUAGGAAUCCUUUACGUCCUCACAGGUUUUUCCAUUUGGCUGCUCGUAACAAUUGCUGUUGAUCGCCUUUACGCAAUAACUCGCCCGUUACAAAGAUCACCUAUAUCUCGAAACCUUAAAAAAGUAAUACUUAUACUAUGGACAGGGGCAUUUGUUAAUUCAAUAAACAUUUUUGAUAACACGGUCGUACAAAAGAUUGAAGAAUCUUAUUUCUGCAAGGCAUUAACGACUGUUCUCCGAAAAAGGUGGACAAUAUUUGAUAUUCUCAUAUUCGCAAUGAACGGUCUACUACCUUUGACCCUCUUAGCGUGUCUGUACACAAGAAUAUGCAUUAAACUCUGGACACGCCAGGUACCAGGAGAUGGAGCAAAUCAGAAUCAACAAAGAGCAACAACUUUAGCUACAGCGUUUAAAGUUACCAGAAUGAUGAUCGCUGUCUUCUCGUUAUUUCUUGUUUGCUGGCUUCCAUGGAUUAUAACAAUGACCUUUUAUCUUUUUAGUCCUUUAGAUUAUGACCACUGGUUUAUAUUUCCUAUGUGGUUAACCUUUGUUUACAGCGGACUUAAUCCUUAUGUUUAUUUUUCCUUCAGUUCAAAUUUUAGACAAGGACUUAAACUCUUGCUUGCAAACAUUUGUGCCAUUCCUUUUCGAUCCAGGAGCAUAGAACUUCAACAAAAUUAACGCAAAUAAUUACACACAUCAAAGAAAUUCCAAGUUUUCUUUUUUUUUUCUUGGAGCAAACGAGAAUACUAACUAUGUCACAGUGACUUUCAUAAUAUGCUAUCCUCAGGGAUGGAUAAGAUUCUCGACAACAAGUUUAAUUGUCAACGUUGGAAAACAAUAAAAGAUCAAAACACAUUUCCUCACAUGCAAUGCGGCCAUCUGUUAACCAAAUCAGUAGGUUUUGACCUUUAAAGCGUCCAUUUAACUACCCCGUGUUCAGUACUAUUAGAUUGUUAAUAAUCUAUAAGUACUUCCAAUGACCUAACUAACAUUUUCAGCCAUUGAAAAGAGACUCGGAUGGAUUUAAACAGUUUUUGUUCCCAAGAAAUGGCGUUGAAACCUUUCAGAAACUCGUUACAAAUAGGGAGAUGGAGAUAUUAAAGGUUUCUGCAAUUAAAAAAACAGCAACAACAAAAGAAAAAAGCCAAAGCGUUCCAAGGCAUGAUUAAAAUGUAGAGUAAAAAUUGCCUGUGUUGAAGUUCCUUUAGUUUCUAGGCAUUUCUCUGGGAAAUUAUUUUCAGGACGUGAGUCUUUUUCAAGUAAUAUGUAAACACCUUUAAGAGUUAUAAAGGAAUAAAAAGGAAAAAGACAAUCGAGUUUUAAAGGCGGCAUUUGCUACCAUUAAUUUGGUCACGUUUAGUCUAGAUAAAUGUCAAACAAAGGAAUGAACAUCCGCACAUCCUUAUUAAUUUGUUUCUUUUAUUUCUUUCAAUUUCAAUCGACAUCUGUUCAUUGUCUGAGUUCCCACUUUGCCAUGAACAUAUCUCCUUAGUUCACACGUGUAACUUUCCAACUUUACGCGACGACAAGACCUUAAAGGUUUCCUUUAAAAACAUUUAACGUAUAAAAUAUGAAAUUACGGGUGAAAGUAAUCCCUAUUUGCCCUCGACAAGAUGCGAUUGCACAUAAUUAGGACUUUUGCAAGACAUAGGGUAGGUGUUCCUUUGAUUCUAGCUUUUGGAAGUGAGAGAAUAAGGUGGUUUGGUGUAACCAAAAACAAAAUAAUAAUCAUAGGAAAAUAAACUGUUAAGAGGUUACAAGGCUUUUUCUUAGUAGAAAGACAAAGCAAUAAAAAAAACUUCAUUGGUAAAACAAAACAUUUAAUACAUAUAUUAAAAGAUGAAAUAAGUAGCGCAGUAAUAUAAACGACUUUAGGAGCUUUAAUGAGGCCUGAAAAAAUUUUACAAUUUCUCGGAGAAUUUUGUCAGCCUCUUUUGAAAAAUGCUUAGUUUGCAUAUGCCUUUGAGUUCAUCAACUUCAAUCAACUUCAGUACUGCACUCUAUGCAUUGAUGUUUUAUUUCAAAUCUAAAUAAUCUAAAGAAGAUCACGUCCAAAACAAUAUGCAAAUGUGCAUCUUCAUUUUGGUAGUAAUUUUAUAUUAUUUCUUGUGAGCUAAUAUUUGUCACAACACAAUUAAUAUCACUGAUAAGAAAAGGCACUGUUUUCGAAGUGAAAAAAGAAAACUUGCUCCAAGCAUACUGUAGAUCUAAUCUUCAGAACCUCAAACGCCAAAGAUGGACUCACCCAAUUUGUCGAACACCGGUGGUAUUAACAACGAACCAAUAAUCAACACGAGUCCGAAAGUUCCCUAGAUAGAAGGUAAAACAUUUGCGUUACUAACACACAAAUUAAAAAUACGUUUAACAUGCGGCAAAUUACAGAGAUACCUUCGUUUUAGUAAAUUAUGCGAGGCUCCAAUAUUUCUAGUAGACGAUUAUGAUGAUAUUUCCCUUUUCGCACCUCCAUUAUUCGAAUUUAUUUCGAUGGAACUUAACGGUAGCAUUACGAAAAGCGGAGUACGCGGAGUAUGAAAAUCUGAGGGGAAGAAUCAACGCUGGACGAUCACACCUCAAAGUAAUACAGGAACAACUCGAACGAACAGUUUGACAUUCUUCAUGCACUGACGCUUAAGAUAGAUAAUGGAAAAACCAACAUGUGAUAAACAAUCUCUUUGAAUAUCAGAAGCAAGCCGGUAAAAUACCAUUAUACUAAUGCUGUUGAACCUCUUUUUACACAUUGGAUCAAAAUGACAAAUUUGAUUUUUUCCUUGUAGGAAAUAUUGCAAGGGGAAAUAGAGAAGGACAAGGUUACUUAGAGAUAGCGAUGUUUGCUGCCUACGUCAUCAUAUUCCUGGCCUCGCUAUUAGGCAAUUCCGUUAUCAUUCACAUCACUCGAACAGAUAACUCCUUGAAGACCAGAACAAAGUGUUUGAUAAUGGCCCAAGCAUAUGCAGAUCUUUUGAUAACAUUCAUAGCGCUUCCGUUUUUUCUUUAUCACAGAAUAAUGAAAAUUUUAUGGUUUGGAGGAGUUUUUGGUUUCAUUACUUGCAAGAUGACUCUGACUGCUGUGUUUUCCGUACCACAAUUUUCAGUAUUGAUGCUUGUCAUGAUUGCAGUUGACCGUUUUUAUGCAGUACUUCUACCUUUGCGACAGUCACCUAUAUCAAAACAUUUGAAAAAAAUGAUUGCGAUUCUCUUGUCGUGGUCUUCUGCUUGGUCCCUUUCCUUUAUCAAUGCCAAGAACUUUAUAAAAGCCAAUAAAUCACAUUCAACAUUACUUCUCUUAUUUCAUGCGUUGCCGGUAUACCUCUUUUGAUGAUAGUAAAUCUUUACACGGCUGUAUUCUGGAAACUGUGGUCUAGUAAAGUUCCAGGAGAAGGAGCACAUCAGAUCAAAGGUCAAAUAAUAGCAAAGAUAGUCGCCCUGAUGAUGAUUGUGGUAGUUGUAUUAUACGUCCUGGUCUGUUUUCCUUCGUUUCUAAUCGGCGUCUUGCACUUUUUUAAUUAUGCGAAAUUGCGAGGAAAGUUACUUUUAUAAUUUAUGUGGCUACCAACUUCCUUUCGCGGCCUCAAUCCUUACGUUUGUCUCAUAUUCAGUUAAAAAAUUUCGCAAGAGCUUCAAAAAACUGUUCGGCAACUUCUUGCGAACGAUAAAUCGUAUUUCUCAUCGCUCUCGUUCAGUAGAACUGCAGCAAAUCUAAAUUUAGUGCUCCAUUACAACUUUACGAGACUGGCGCUGCAAAACUUUUACCAUCUAAUAUAUUAGUUAAAUAAAGACUGUAAUAAAAUAAUGUGAUAACAAAGCUUUCCUUCCUUGCUCCUUUAAAUUUAUCACUUCACAACAAUUUUUUAAUUAAAACAGGUUUAAACUUCGUGGUUGCAUAGCCUUCCAUAUACAGGUUCUUUUUCAAAUGAGUUUCCGGCGAAAUGGCUUCUUCGGCAACAUUAAAAUCGUGUAGCGAAUAUUUCUGCAGUCGUGUUUGGAUAACUUUCAAGUACCAAAGACACCGUGUAGAAAACCUCCUGCAAAUAUACAAAGGUUCUGUCACAGCUAGAUAAAGAAAGUUAAUUAAAAAAGUCUUCAAUUAAGGAAAAUAAAUCAACAGAACAGAAGAACGAAACCUCUCUUAAUAGAUUCAAUAUUGAUGGACGAAAAUAGGAGAGAUUCAUCAUCAAGGAAUCUACGAAUAGCUGGAUAGGGUACUUCGAAAAAUAAUGAUUAAUGCCGUUAUUGAACCCCAAAACGAAAGCAAGUACAAGGUCGAGACUCAUUCUCAUAGUGUUGAUUAAGAUGGGACGCAUUGCUCAAAGUACAAACAAAGAUUUUUAAUUUAAAUGGAAAUUCAGUAACAUCUACAACUCAUCUGAUGAUCUCACUAUUGUAAAGAUAAUGUAUUGAUCGAAAAAAGGUUUCCUGCGGCCCUUUUGGUGCAUUCAGGUACAUGAGAGGUAUUAAUUACAAAUAAAUACCAAAAAUACAUAAAAAAUACCUCCGGCUGUAUUUCCGGCUGGGUAACACCUUUAAAGUAUUGUUCCCAAGAUCUGAUCAAAGCAGGCACUAAUGAAGUAGCUGAAACGGAUUCCGAAGUCCUUACAAUCCAGAUAUCGAAGAAAAGAAAAAUAAGAACAAGAAAACAACACAAAAAAGAAAUACAACAAGAGUUUCUAAAGUGAAAUCAGAGAGAGGAGCCACAUUGAUUAAUCGAUCAAACUUCUUGUUGAACUCUAUCUUAAAGAGCACCGAAGAAAUAGUAAAGAUGGAUUUUGACUUAAUUAUCCUAACAUUUUUUGGAUACGGCACAAUAUUUCUGUUGUCGCUAGUCGGAAAUUCUCUCCUUAUACACAUUAUACGAACAGACACUUCCAUGAAGACUGCAAUUAAUUACUUGAUUUUAAACCAAGCUUGCGCUGAUCUUCUCAUUCCAUUCAUGCAGUUGAUGGAAAAUCUUCAUUACAGUUCUUAUCAUGGAUUAUGGUUUGGAGGAAAUAUGGGUCACAUUACUUGCAAGUUAUAUGUUGCAAGCUUUUUUGUCCUUCCAUCUUUUUCUAUUUUUCUACUUGUAGCAAUUGCUGUCGAUCGCUUCUACGCAGUAUUUCGACCUUUGGAUAAGACGCCGAUUUCUCGAAACAUAAAAAUAGUAAUUCUGAUAUUGUGGACAUGCUCACUCAUUAGUCCCACAGCCGUUUUUACUAACCAGCACCUAGAGACUAAGAAGAACUCUUACUUCUGCCUUCCGAGCAAGUUUAUACAAAUUUAUGAAGGGGAAAAAUUUCAUGUCAUAUCAUUAACCCUUACCGUCGUCAUCCCCCUGACGCUUUUGGCAAUUCUAUACAUUGGAAUAUGCAUCAAACUAUGGUCACGUCAGGCACCCGGAGAAGGAGCCAGUCAAAACCAACGCCAGCUCCAAAUUAUAGCGACAGCAAGAAAGGUUACCCUGAUGAUGAUCGCGAUCGUUGUUUUAUUCCUCAUUUGCUGGGUUCCCCUCUAUAUUUCGAUGGCACUGUUAUAUCUCGGCUUUGUGCAAAAGAAGGAAAUUUUAUUUUCAGUUUGGUUAUCGGUCUCCUACAGCGGCAUUAAUCCUUAUGUUUAUUUCGCCUUUAGUGCAAACUUUAGAAACGGAUUGAAACAUUUUUGGGGAAAUAUUCGUAUUUUUCCCUUAAGAUCCGAGAGUAUGGAACUUCAGCAAUUAUAG